Ustilago hordei is the source of this 495-nucleotide messenger RNA. RefSeq lists its product as uncharacterized. Gene Ontology annotation, biological process: mitochondrial translation. The record is from RefSeq and is a predicted model, not a curated record. The transcript is spliced from 2 exons. Gene Ontology annotation, cellular component: ribosome; mitochondrial small ribosomal subunit. Lineage: Eukaryota; Fungi; Basidiomycota; Ustilaginomycetes; Ustilaginales; Ustilaginaceae. Bases 1 to 495 code for a protein of 164 amino acids. Gene Ontology annotation, molecular function: structural constituent of ribosome.
AUGGUCGUCAGACUGCGUCUGAGCCGAAAAGGCACUCGUAACAGCCCAUUCUACCAUGUCGUAGCAAUCAACGAUAGCAAGCCAAGAGAUGCCCGACCUAUCGAAAAGCUUGGCGAAUACGAUCCUAUCCCCCGACCUGCUCCUUCUGGACGUCUACCAACCCCUUUCAUCGGAAAAAGCACCGCAAGAAGCAAGGAGAAAGCCGCACCUGGUCAUGGAGCAGUAAUGACAUCUGGUCUCGCCCCAACAGCACAAGGGGGACAGCCGAAGCUGCAAAAGCGACUAGAGUGGAACGAAGAGAGGAUUCGACAUUGGUUGAAGCUGGGUGCUCAACCCUCAAAGCCUGUUGCUAGAAUGUUGGAUAGGGCUGGCUUGGUCCCUCCCGGUGUACACUAUAAGGGCAUUUACCGUCCUCCACCCGCUGAGCUUCGACAGUUCCCGGCAUCAUCAAAAACAGCAGCACCAGCAAAGAAAGGCGACUCAACAUUGUCCUAG